Molecule: messenger RNA, 6222 nt
Organism: Hypomesus transpacificus
Lineage: Eukaryota; Metazoa; Chordata; Actinopteri; Osmeriformes; Osmeridae
Product: neurite extension and migration factor-like
Exons: 4
Coding region: 433-4527 (1364 amino acids)
Biological process (GO): negative regulation of neuron migration; negative regulation of cell adhesion mediated by integrin; negative regulation of cell-matrix adhesion
Cellular component (GO): nucleus
Source: RefSeq, a predicted model, not a curated record
AAAAAGAAAGGCAUAACAAUAGCAGUCUCUCCCUCUCCAUUGAUUAUUUUUUAAGACAUAGGCUGGACAAUUUAACGGGGGACUGACACCUCUUUAUAAAGAAUGAAGUACUUAUGACAUAUGGGAUGGCGAAGAUUUUGGGGGGUUUCCUAGAUUACGAAGAGGACCGUACAAUAAAAUGGAGUGGUAGGGGGACCGAGGCGCGCUGUCUCCAUCAUAGAGAGGCGCGUCCACCUGCUGAUACAGGGAGUCCGGGCUCGGAAAAAAACAUGGUGAGGUGGCUGCAUUGAAUAGGAGAUACAGUUUCCAUCUGAUCUUACUAAUAAACAACUGUGUUCGGAGCACUGAAGACGGAAAUCGCUGCUCGUUUGAAAUCUUGAGGUUGGGAAACAGGAAUAAUGUAAAGAACAACUUCGAGCCACGCUUUACUUGAUGGACGUUCUUCAAGAAACCAAUUUUGCUGUGCUGGCCCCUAACUUGGAACAGGUCAGCCAAGGAGAUGACAAAGAAUCACAUGAGGAAGGAGGUCAGCUGAAGGCAUACAGCGCUUCUCCACCUCAAGAAAUCAAUCCAACAGGAAGCCAAGAGUGCGGGAGAACUUCUCUGAACCAAUCCCCAGCCCUUCUCAUCGCCCCCCCCGAGCCCAACGAUGACUCCUCCCCCCACACCGUCUCCCUCGCCUCCCACACCGCCGAGGCGGUGAGUCCAUGGUCACCGUCAGAGGACUGUGGUGAGAAGAACUUUGCCAGGAUGGAGUCGGGCAGCGUGUCUGCUCUGACCGAAGACUGCCUCCUCCGGCAGAGCCGUGCCUGCCUCGGCUGCUUCAUAGAGACGAAGGACACCGAGGUAGACCAGACAGAGCCUGGUCUGGGCCUCAGCCAGGACUACGACGCCUGCCCUGUCGCUGACAUCGCCAUGCAGUGCAUGAGCUCCGGGGACGGACUCCGAUAUGGGGACCAGCUGCUCUCCGACCAGCUGCUAAGCUACCCGGCACACAAAUCGGAGGUGUCCGAGAAGAUGGACGAGGAGAAGUCUGCUGUGGACAGUGACUCGGAGGACCCCACCGCAAAGAGCAUCUACGAGGGCCUUCUUCUUGACAAAUGCAACGGAGACGAGGCUCUGCUGGCUAGCUCCAACCAGGACUGGGGUUGCUUCGAGUCCUUCAUCAGCGAGAGCAAAAUCGAGCUGCUCGACCUCUGCUCCAAGAACGACCUUUCCGUCAACCUGUUCUCGGAGGAAGACGUCGACAACUACAUGUUCGACGACGAGGACGAGGACUCCACCCUGGGCAGCGACGUGUGCUCUUUGAAGAUCCGCUACGAGUCAUUCCAGGACAACGUCCGGGAGAAGACCAACGCCAUCCAGGAGGAGACCCAGUUCAGUUUCUUCCCCAGCGUGGUGGCGAAAAAAGAGGGGGAGUUUGUCAGGAGGGGAGCUGAGGGGUCCCACAUUAAGGGGGAGGUCAAGGUCUGGCCAGCGGGUGAGAAGGAGGACAAGACUAUGUGCAGUUCUUCUGAGGAAACACCGAACGUCAGUCCCGAAAGUAGCUACCUGUUUGACCUGAAUAACUCCACGGAGGACUCUGGCGAGUACAGUGAUGACAGUUCCUGCACGGGCUCCUCCCUCGACACCUGUCCGAGCAAAAAAAAGCACCGCUUCCUCUCCAGAGAGAACUCCAGCUCCUCCAGUCACCUGAGCUACGGGCUGCGGUCCAAGAGGAAAGUCCGGUACAGCGAGGACUACUUGUACGACGUGGACUCCAUCGAAAACGAGAAGACCGAGAAAAUCCCGGAAAAGCGGGACAAGCCGCCGACGGGCCUGAAAAAGGAAAAGGACGACGACUGGUGUCCGAAGAAACAGAGAAAAUCCUCCCGAAAAGAGCCCCCCGUCAUAAUCAAAUACAUCAUCAUCAACAGAUUCAAAGGGGAGAAGAACAUGUUGGUGAAGCUCGGGAAAAUAGACACGUCGGAGACAACAGUGAGCUUAAGUAAGGAUUUAGUUCAUAAGUACCAGAAACUGGCCCCUCUGAAAGCCUACUGGGAGAAAAAGCAGCAGGAGAUACGGCAGCGCAGGCUGGCUGCUGGCGAUAAACACAAACGCCUGAACGGCUGCAGGCGUUCACUCAAUUCUUGCCCGUCGAAACGAAAAUACAGGAUCGCAAACAGGGUUCGGAUUCAAAGGAUCCAUGCUGUAGAGCCCUUGCCAAGUCUCAGCCAUCACAAGCGAGAAGGGUGUGCAAAGGAUGAGCCUGUCAGUACAGAUAGUGUGACGAUAACCACGACAACCGCUGACUGCGCGGCUAGAUUAGACCGAGGCGGCUUCACAGAAAAAAGCCGAUCACGAGAGAGGGAGAGGAUAAGAGGGGGGAACAAGAACGGCAAAAUAAGGAAAUUCAAAAGUGAGGCUCGACUACUGUGUAUGAAAAUGAAAGGCGUUCAACGUGAGACCGAUGAAAUAGCGAUAAACCAACAAGAGGCUGGGCCAGCUUUCACACACCAAAGCCUCGAUGUAGAUCACAGCGCCGGCAGCCCCCAGCUUUGUGAUGGCUGCCCUUUGAACCCCCCCGAAAAAUCUUCACCUGCAUCUUGUUGCCCCUCUGGCACACUGAGACAGCCUGUAAAUACCUCUCUACCGGUUAUCCCUGGAGGCUACCUCCAGACCUUACUAGAUGCAUCGGAUUCAUCAAGCAACAAUGGGGUCUCCUAUUACCCACAGCACCAUUCCAGACAGUUUUCUCACGAAAUGUCCCAGGGGGAGAAUCAAUUCAGCAACCUGCAGCCUUCCCAAAGCUGCGUCCUCUCCCCUCCCUCUGAUUCGGAGCUCCAACAGUCGCCCUCAGAUCAGAUGGAGCCAAACUUCUCCCACACGUGGCAGCCUAGAGCUGAAGAGCUGUCAUUUACACCUGGCUCGGCUAUGAUAGGCACCGGAUACUCUAGCUCCAUGCCUUUAACGGUGACAAACGACAUGCCGGGGUCAGGGUACAGUCAAGUAAACAUGGACGACGACAGACUUCUGUAUGACAAGUCGUAUCUGUCCGAGAAGCCACCAGAGGAGGAGUCGGAUAUCCUCCCAGGUCAGGUCUCGUCCGAAGACGGUCACGACCAGCUCUGUAGAGUCACCAUCAACACAGACAAUGGGAGGCUGGUCAGCUAUGACUCUGUAGGCUCACUCUCAGCCUCCUCCAGUAAUUACAGCUCCCUCAGUCUGAAACCCUGUGAGAAAGAUGGCGAAGACGGGAGCGAGAACUUCUUGGCGCACUGCAGCCCAAAACUGGUUAUCCAGCAGAGCACUGAGGAAAUAACUCCCCUCAGGGAGUCCACCGACCUGCUGGACAUCUCCAACUUCACUCCGGAUAAAUUUCGUCAUUCUUCCGUAUCGGAGAUGUCCCCACCGGACACGCCCAGCCUGUCCCCACAGGUGAUGGGUCCGGAGUGUCAGGGGAAAGUCCGGGACGGGACUCUCUCCUCUACACCCGGGGGAAAGUGGGAGCGCCACGUCUCGCAGCCGCAAAAUCACGAAGACCGAGCGAUAAACAAUCAACAGUUCCAGUUCCACGCUUUCGCUUGCGAGGACGACACAGGGUCGAUCGAUAAGGCCGGCGGCGGCGCGGACGGUUACGACGGAGCCCGAUCUAUUGAUAGAGGCGCGAAAGGUCCAAAAUCGAAGAGGAAAACAAACAACAAACAGACCCUUGGUCAGGGCUCCGCAGACGAACAGAAGAAAGCCAAGUCUUCGAGGGCUGCCAAGACGCCGAAGAACAAAACACCUCGACAGAAUGCUCGCGCGUCCAAAAAGAUAAAGUCCAUGCUUGAUGCCAAGGCAGCUCAAGGACCAAAUCAGUCAAUGCUGGAUUUAGAUGGUGGAGUCCUUGCUGGAAUGACAGAUGACUGGCCUUUGCUGGGGGAGCAUGGUGGGAGCUGGGCAGAUGGCAGCACCCCCAAUCCUGGGAACGACGACCAGCGAGAGUUUGAGGAGCCUUCAAAUAUUCUGUCCAACAUCGUCUCUGGAAUGGCGGAGGUCCAGAGGUUCAUGAAGGUGUCCAUCGAGCCGCUGUGGGACCCCAUGUCUGGCCUCUGUCAGCCUCAGGAGGCCAACAGCCUUAAAACUAAGACCCUAAAGAUUUUGGCGGGAACCGCACCAGACGUCAGGAAAAAAGCUGGUUAUGCUGCAUCUACCGGGACGGGGCGGGGGCGGAAGGCCACGGGGAGGGGGGCAAAAAACCAAGCCAAGUUCCUCCCCUCUAACCCUUUCUUUUCCCCUCUCACUCUGGACAGCAACAUGUUCAACAAGACCACCCUGGGUCUACCUGGCAUAUGUGGACCCGCGCACAAGAAAAUGUACCGACACAAAACCAGCGCAAAAUUUGCUCGGGAUGAGAACAACACUGUUAAGAAGGACUCAACCAAGAACGUAGCGUUGGCCUCUUUUGAGAAACGGAGCGGUGCUGCUUUCUUCAUCCUAUCAGUCUCUGUAGUCUGUCUGUGGCUGCACAAGUCUUUAUACAGCACUCACAGUACUCAUCCUUAACAUAUAGAAAAUGGUUGCCUUCUGUUUUACAAUAGAGAGGGGAAGUCUGAUAGAAACAAUCGCAUAUCCAUUCCAUUUAUCAGUGUUCCACUGGUGUUGGAGAACCUUCUCUCCCUGUUCUGCUGAGAACAAGUCGUUUCAUAUGAAAAGGGACAUUUUUGUAUGUAUUAUCUCUGCAACUGUCUGAAUUUUCUUAUUGUGGAAAUGGCAUAUUUUUGCCAUUUUAAUGUAAGGGUAGCGGAGGGAGUACCCCUGUAAUUAUUUUAUAAAGCUUGGAUGGCAUUGAAUAAUUUUGAUGUAUUCCAGUACAUUGCUCUCUGAAUUGUAAUUUGUCAAUGCUAUUGUACAGAGACAUAUGCAGAAUAUGAUAAUAAUGAUAAUUGAAAUGUAUGUGCCAAACAAUGAAGCUGUACAGACAUUUUAUCUAUAUGGAUAUUUGCUGUUUCAAUUUCUUUUUUUGCUAUGGUUUGGGAUGGAGGUUUUGGACAGCCCGCAUUCCAGAGGGAUUCAUUCAUUACGCCAAGCCCCUGCAGCUCACAGUGAUACAUCAUCUACAAUAAAGUGUCUUUUUUAUACAGUCCUUAAAAAUGAUUAUUAAAGUCACCUAACUCUAAAACCUGCUGACGCACUGGCAAGACAGAGCCUCAAUUAAGUGAUUACUUUGUUCAAAUGUGUUGUGUUGGUAACAUUACUGUAUUGAGAAGUCUUGUUAACUUUAUUGAAAUAUUGUUGUUGUUUUUUUGCUAUGAAUAGAUAUUGGUCUUAUUUAAAUUUGCACUACUCAAGUUAAGGACCUACUCUCCAAAUUGAAUCCAGUUUUAUUUAUAUAAAGAUCAACAACAAAAAAAGGUGUAAUGAUAAUAUACAGUGAGAUCAGGAAUGGAGAAGGCAGUUAUUGACAUGCUGACAUCAUUGGGGGGAGAGUUGACAGCCUUAGGUGUUCUCUGCCCAUUAAAAUGUACUGUACUACUACUGAAUGAAAUGAGGGUUCGAUGUAGCACUGUUGAGCUGCCACAGGGCUGGUAAAGCUACUUCAAUUCCAUGCAAUACUGAAAAGGACAAAAGGAUGUGCUGUGUGCCCUAUUUAUGAAUGUAUUAGAUACUUUUAUCAUGUUGUAUGUAGUUCUGCCAUUAUUGAUUAUUAUUACGUUUUGCCUUUUUUGUUAAAAAAGAAUAAUGAGCUUUAUGAAUAAAGUAAGUUGUCGCCAGAGGAAUUCCAAAAGAACUCAAACAUUCUCAAAAAUCUUGUAUAUUUUUCAGUGUUGCAAUUUGUACAAUAUUUUCUAAGUGUAUAUUUUUCUUAGAAAGUGCUGUGAAGUAUUUGUGUGUAUUCCCUUUUUAGCCUAUGUAGGCAGUGAAAGGGAUGUAUUAUGACUUGACUGGUUUUAAAAACCAAAAUAUCAAACUUAAUAGGAACCAGAUAAAGAAGACUGGAUGACAAGAUAAGAUAUACUGGAUUAAACUGUAACAUUUUGUUUGGGAGUUUUGUAGUCAGACCGAUCUUGUUGUGAGAGUUUAGUGUAGUGUAAAAAAAAACAAAACAAAGUAUGACAAAAUAUAAAGAAAAAUAAUAUUUGUGAUCCAUUGCUGUUUUAUAGAUUUUCAUGUAAAUUAACUAUAUUAUUUUGUUUUGUUGUAACCGUUGCAAGGGUUUAAAUAUUUGUGAAAAAGCCUGUAUGGUGAUUAUGUACUAUU